Messenger RNA from Musa acuminata AAA Group (dessert banana), 1819 nucleotides. Its product is annotated as thiamine-repressible mitochondrial transport protein THI74. The record is from RefSeq and is a predicted model, not a curated record. Lineage: Eukaryota; Viridiplantae; Streptophyta; Magnoliopsida; Zingiberales; Musaceae. Gene Ontology annotation, biological process: transmembrane transport. Bases 319 to 1623 code for a protein of 434 amino acids. The transcript has 4 exons. Gene Ontology annotation, cellular component: membrane. Gene Ontology annotation, molecular function: transmembrane transporter activity.
AUCAAUUAUAGGAUUGGGUUUAGCACACGGAGAACGGAAUCCGAUGUAGAAAAACUUGGGGAUAACUUUUCGUAUCAUUGGGUCAACUCGGUUAGGCGAUUCAAAAACUUCCUACGAGAUCCAAUUAGAUAUCGUCGUCCGCCGAUUGGGGCUUCUUCGAGCUGUGGAGGAGUUGAGCUUCUCAAUCUUGCUUCGAUUUGUCGUGUUUUUCUCCGUCGAUUCCGUUGAGCCGACGGUCGAUUGGAUCACCUCCAAGGUAGCUGUAACAACCUGGAUCAAUUGGAUAAGGUUCACGAGUGGAAAUCGAUCUGAAAGUGGAUGGAGGGAGACACACGGCGUUGGGUUUUAGGAUUGAUAUAUAUACUUGCAGUGGCAACAAUAUGGAUUGCUGCUAGCUAUAUAGUUCAGUCUGUUGUAGACUCUGGUGUUUCUCCUUUCUUGAUAACUUACAUCUGCAACUCAUUAUUUGUGAUUUACAUCCCUAUUGUUGAAAUUUCUCGAUAUGUUGAGGAUUCAAAUGAAAAAAUCUUUUCCUGGUUCAAAGGCAAGAAUCAUUCUGAUACGCAGCUAUCUGCUGAUUUGGAGAAUGUAAAUCUUCUAGUAGAAGGUGAUCAUAAUACUCACCCACCAGUGGUCAGUCCUACUGGAAUGGAAAUUAUGUCAGGAGCUGUCUCUGGAUCUCAAGAUUCUGAGAGUACAUUUCAUAGUCAGAGUAGAAUAAUCUUUGAGCAAGAACCAAUUAUGGCCGUAGAUGAUUGCAGUCAGCAAGUGGAUUCAAAGGGACGCUGGACUCGUACUCGUGUGGCUACAAUCAGCUUGCUGAUAUGCCCUUUUUGGUUCUUUGCACAACUAACCUUCAAUCUUUCACUUAAGUAUACGACAGUUACAUCAAAUACUAUUUUGAGCAGCACGUCAAGCCUUUUCACUUUCUUGGUUGCCUUAGCUUUUCUUGGAGAAAAAUUCACAUGGCUGAAGCUAACAAGUGUUCUUCUCUGCAUGGGAGGAACAAUAAUUGUCAGUCUAGCUGAUUCAGGUUCUGAAGUCAGUGCAAUUGCAACAAAUCCUCUUUUAGGAGAUGUUCUAGCUCUCAUUUCAGCCGGACUAUAUGCUGUUUAUAUCACCCUGAUUCGGAAAAAGUUACCUGAUGAAAAAAAAGGAGAAGGUCAAGCAAGUACCGCUCAGUUUCUUGGUUUUGUUGGGCUAUUUAAUCUCUUGAUAUUUCUUCCUGUUGCUGUAUUUUUAAAUUUCACAAGAUUGGAGCCCUUUCACAGCCUUAACUGGAAUCAAUUUGGCCUCAUUGUUGGAAAAGGUUUAUUGGACAAUGUGCUGAGCGAUUAUUUAUGGGUGAAGGCCACCCAUUUAACAACAACAACAGUUGCUACGGCCGGUCUAACAAUUCAGGUCCCGAUAGCCGCUGUUGUGGACACACUGACCGGCCAUGCUCCCCACCUCAUGGACUACAUUGGAGCUGUCGCUGUUAUGAUUGGGUUUGCGGGGAUCAACAUCCCAUCUGAUGAUUCCCCUGGAACUCAAGCCAUCCCGAAAGAAGAAGUCACAAGCAUUGUCGUGGAUGAUGGCCAUCUUGAGCUGGCAUCAGAUGGUGGCACGAUUGAUGCCCGAUAGUGCGUGCAGUAUCUUUUCAUCCUAGCGGUACUCAAGACUUAUUUUUUGCUUGAUGGAUCAGGCAAUAUAUAUGAUCUUGAUCAUCCGCAUCGGUGUAGAUCUAUCAGUUUAUCAAUCCAGAGAGCUUACACAACAGGAGACGAGGAUCCUCAGCAGCCUCCAGGCAUCAUAUGCUGACAUGAACAGAGACAGUCCU